AUGUCUUUGCAUUGUUUGAGAUUAGAGUCGUCUAGAGAUCGGCGCAAAGUCAUCCGGUCGGUAGCCUCGCGACCUUUCCCUAAGGGUGUGGAUCCAGCUAAAAAGAAAAUGAAGAAAAGGACGGGUUUUGCGCCAAAUAUGAGCGUUUCUCAAAUGAUGGUGCAAAGGGAGAGACCCCUCAAUGAGUUCAAGACUUUUGAAGAUCAGAAAAGGACAGCGUCUCCUGGAUCUAUAGUUCAACGGCCUGCGAAUCAGCAUUGUUUACCCUUCCCACAUCAAAAUAUGCUUAAUGUUAUCCCAGAAGAAGUGAAACACGAAACGCACGUGCAGAGAAGUUCACAUUAUUUGACUGUUAGUAGUGGUUGGAUAACUCAGCACCCAGAAAAUAUUGAAAUGAACCAGAAAUCAAAUCAGGCUAUGCCAUCCACUGUCAAUAACGCUUUAAACGUUGGUCUGCCAGUAUUGGGAACUAAUGGACAGAUAAUAGGUGUUAAUACAAGCUACAAUAAAACACCUAACGUCAAAAAUUCUAUGAGUAUCAUCCCUCAGAAUGUUAUAGAACAGGAAAGAAAAGAAGAUGACAAGGAAUUGCAAAUAAAACAGACGAAAGAGGAGUCUCAAAUAUUUUGCGGAUUAAAUCAACCUCUUACGCCAGAGGUUAUGCAGAAAAUAAAUGAACAGCAACAAAUUUUCAUUCAAAGAAAUCAAAAGCAGAUAGAGGUCAUGAAAGGCUACAAAACGCAAAUGACAGAGAAUAUAAAUAAGAAUAAUCAAGUAAUGCAAAAUCAGUUUGUACCACAAAACCAAUUGGUUAUACAGAAUGGCGCUGUUGUUAAAACAAAUUCAGCAAAAACUCCGCCUUGGCAGGUUAAAAGAACUGACAGUAGUACCCCUAACUCAUUAACAAGCCCGAGCCCAAAGUUACAGAAAAUAGAUGCUUUGGAUUAUGAUGUUAGCACAAAUCCAGAAGAAACCCCCCAAACAAAUAAUUUCCCUAAAAACGAACAUAGUGUGAACCAAGUGAUGUGCCCCAGAGUACCUCCAUUACCGCAGCAUUAUAACAUGAUGAGUCAGCAAUGGCCCAACGUGGAUCUUAACAAGAAGAAAGGGAAGGUGAAUAAAACACCUAAAAAGAAAAAUAAUCAAAUAGAAAACAAGCAAAUUGUCUUCGGAAACAAUGGAAUGAAAUAUCUGCAAGAGCAAAAGAAAACGUGUGACGAUAUUAUGAGCAGUAAUGUUCCAUCAUUUAUGGAUGAUCCAAGCGGGUACUUGGCACAACAAACUGUUCUUUUAAACAACACCAUAUCUCGUCAAGUCGGCGUCAAUUCGGCGUAUGAAGGCCAUCCGUACGAAGCCUCCACGAGUUACAAUUCACAAAAUCAGACCGAAAAGGGAAAGCCAAUGACUAAACAGUAUGAACCAAUCAAUGUGUUCAGAAAUAAUAUGGUACCAAAUUCAUCUCCCUCUCCUCAUACGCCGGACAGUAGCAUUGUGCCUGAAAAGACUUCCGAAAAUAUGUCACAAUGUUGCAAAGGCUGCAAUGUAACAUUCAAAGGUAAUAAUUGCGAAGGAGACACUCACAUGAGACAUAAAUUCAAACAUAAUAUUUACCAGGAUCUCGACACGGCUAGUCCAAAACACGGUUUCGACGAGAGUCCUGUCACAUCGUCGACGUUUCUCGAAAGAAAUACCUUGUCGAAUGAAAAUUGUGGGCCAAUUCAGGCGGGCGUAGUCAGCACCAGUAACGUGUCACCGACAGAGACUCUGCAGCCUCCAGAGCCUUCGCCGACGUUAUCUAAUAGUUCACGAAGUACUGACACACCGCACAGUGGCGGCAGCAAUGGCUCUCAACAGCAGAAUUGUACAUUCCCUAUGCCCAGCCCAGCAUAUUCUAACCCUGGUUCUUGCCGUGAUAACUUCAGCAGUAACCCCUCAACGCCUAGUAGUCAAGGCUACCCUUACAAUUCGCCUGGGCCUCCCAACCCUCAAUCGAUAACCGGAACUCAAAUGAUGCACUUUAUAUCAAACCACAAUGUAAAUAAGAACCUUAUGGAAGUAGAUAACAUAUCAAUGGUCGGCGUGAAACCUGGCCUAAGGCAGGAGACGUUUAGACUCGAACCCAGAAGGAGGUAUGAAAAUACUAUGCCGGGUUAUUGUCCUCCCCCUCAUUUAGGCGGAGGGCCACCGUAUUCGUUGAUACAAACGAAUUACAUACAAACAUUUGUCACUACCAUGGCGAGUUUCUCUGUGCUUAGGGAUACGAUUACUUCGGUUUUGGCUGGAAAAGCCAACACGGCAACGACCUCUAUAAAUGCUUCACAUGCUAAUUUCAUCAGACCUCCACCACCUCCAAGCGUCAAUUUGGCGACUACAUAUGCGAUACCAAACAAUCAACCGGAUCCAUUUAUAAAUUCUGUCAAUCUACCCACGAGUUAUCCUCUUCAUAUCGCUGGUACUACGGCACAAAAUAUGAUCUCAAAGUCUCCAUUAGAAAUGGUUCAAAAUGUGAUAAGCAGUCUUCCUGCUAAACCGGAAACAAGUAAUUCUCAAAGUAUAUCAAUGACCAUGGGUAAGAGAGCCACUCCAGGUCAGAUUGUGAUCUCAUCUACCGGUCAGAUAAUCGUCAGCAGCAACCACAUGCCACCCCCGCCACCUAAAAAUACUUCGGCGGUAUCGCAAAUGUCCAAUGCUGUGACAAAUGUAACCUCUUCAGUGAGUCAAAUGGUUCCAGCCGGGCAGUCGAUGGUGAAUCAACCGACAGUUGUAGUCAAUACUUUGCCCACGCCUUUUAUGAUUCAGCCUCCCAUGAUGGCUGUUGAUGGCCAAGUUGUACAACAAAACACCGUGCUUCCACAAAUCGUGACCGGAGGUCUAGUGUCUGGCCAAUCUUGCGAAACAUCUCGGCAGAUUGAAGUUAAAAACGGACAGAGCUUCGUGCAGGGUGUCGCGAUGCUUUCGCCGGAAAGUAUUAAAAAGAGAAGUAAGAAGAAGAAAAAUCAAACUGCAAAUAUAACUAACGUCUUGCAAAUAACGGCUCCACAGCAGAAUCCCAAUAAUAUCAUGCUCCACUCGUCGCCUCAGCAUAAUACUAGUCCACAGUUUUCUCCUCGAGGCUUUCAGCUGUCACCGACAAACAAUAUUUCACCAACCCCGAUGCUGCAAGCGCUCACAAUUGUCCCCGGGAAGUCUGGUACUCCCGCACAUAUCGUCAUGAACGGACAAGGCAACUCUAAUAGUUUAGGAUCACAACAAUUCAUCACAAAUACAUCGCCAUCACAACAAAUCAAUUUAUUGCAACCCGUCAAUUUGAUAAAUAACGCUAGCAACGUGAUGUCAAACUUCCCAACGUUCCAGCAAUUCAUAGUACCCAAUCUCGGGGGAAUGGUUAUGACGGCCGAUGGCACGACAAUUAUCCAGGAUAAUUCUUCUGGAAUGCCAAUGCAAUUACAGUUACAAACUGUUAACGGCCAAAAUGUUCUUACGCCAGUACAAAACCCGGGUGUAUUUACCACAGGAACUAACAGCGGCGUCGUCAUACGUCAAAAUCAACAAGGCAAGAUCAUCCAAUCUCAACACAGCCCCGGAGCACAAUUCCUGUCCCCUAACAGUCAAGUGAUGGUGAACAGUCCAAACUUCAAUGGCCAGUUAAGCCCAUUACUGGCAAACUUAAGCCCGACGAAUGUCACCUUCAACCAGAAUCAAGUUAGAUCUGGCAACGUUCAAGCCCAGGAGUUUAUACAGACCAAUCAAAUCGGGCAAACCUUGAUGGUCCCCUUAUCUCCCAAGCAGGUCACCAUACCGGCAUCCAACAGAAGUAACUCCACAUUCGUUCAACAAAACACGACAAUAGUGCAACAACAAACAACCCUCGUUUCCAACUCUCACAACUCCCAAUCCACGAACUUACAAGGGAACUCAUCACGUUUCAUGGAUGCUAUGAACAAAGCACAGAAGAGGUUUAUUCAAACAGAAACUUUAGAGGAUCAAAAAGAGCGGCCGCAGUCGGCCCAAAUCCCUCAAGAGGAUAAAGUGAAUUCCGAGGGCUACAAGUUUCUGAAUGAGUUCAGUCCGCAGAUGGGGCAAGAGGAAUUUUCCGUCCGGCACUCGGUGUCCACGCAGACGUUGCUGAACCAGCAGAGGGGUGGGAAGUCUCCCAGUAAUCAAGCUGUGACGGGGAGUAGUCCUCCAGAUACGACGACGCACAGUCCGUUGGGUGCAUCCGAAGCGGCCAGUCCUAGAAUUUAUGGGUCACGGUGCGUCUCCACUCAGGGCAAUUACGCAGAUACAACUACAAAAUCACCGGAACCCGCUGAUGUCAAUUCUUCGGGUAUGGUACAAUGCGUGUCAAGCAGUGAACAGGACAUGGCAGAGUCCCAGGAACGCGCCUGGACUGUUCCCAGGACUGAACAACCCCACGACACUGAUGCUUCCAAUCUCCUAUCAAACAUGCAGUUGAUGCGUCCUAACCGCGUGGAAUCUACCGAGAUGCCAUACCUUGGCCCAGCACAGCACCAACUUCUGCCCAUGGGCUCCAAUAUAUACGACCGGCCUCCAUGUUACAAGCGGAAAAACGAAUUUGACUCUUACAGAAACGAGAAGAUUAUGAGGACGACUUAUAUGAAAGAUCUGGAAUAUGACAUGCAAGAGAAGAGUCAUUACCAGGGAACUAGUUCGGACAAAUAUGACCGGAUGGGGCCCGGACAUGAUGCGAAGAGCGAGUCCAAGUUCCAAGUGGGAGAUUUAGUUUGGGGGCCGGUCAAGGGUUACGUCUCCUGGCCGGGGAAACUGAUGGGUCGGUGUGAUGAUGGCAAAUGGAAUGUACGCUGGUUCGGUGGUGACAAGCCGCCUAGUAACGUGGAAGACGGAAGACUGCUGACCCUCACCGAAGGGUUGGAAGCUCAUCACGCUGCACGAACCAAGCACAGGAAGAGCAGAAAAUUAAACACCCUUUUAGAGAAUGCUAUUCAAGAAGCGAUGUCGGAAUUGGAUAAAAAAAGCGAUGGUACUAGUGAAAGUGUCGAUUCGGAACGCGGUGACACAUUUGUCGAAGAAGAGAUAACAGAGACUCCAAGGAAGAAGAAGGAUAAGAGAAAAGAUAAGUGUAAGAAGAACAUAAAAGUCGAAACUCGGUUACGGAAUUCACGAUGA
Messenger RNA from Pieris macdunnoughi, 5148 nucleotides. The record is from the annotation of a GenBank genome assembly. Lineage: Eukaryota; Metazoa; Arthropoda; Insecta; Lepidoptera; Pieridae.